UCCUUCGUUGGGCGCCGUUCGUCAGUUACACAUUGGCCUACACGAUGGGUCAGAGGCUCGCUCUAGAUCCUGCUCCUACCGCUCGGCGCAGAUGGAUGCCUACCAACCCCACGAUGCCACGGCUUGUCAGCCUUCCUGCCUGGCGCAUUAUGGCCGGGAUAGAACUAUAAAAGAAGAGCUCAUUCUCGACAAUAGGAGCCUUCCAUGCCAAUUGAUUGCAACUUUCCUUCAGCGUUAAUUUCCAUUUUUCUCUAAUAGAGCUGCCGGAUAAUUGCAUAUUGUUGUUAUUUGCCGCUAAAGAUCAUUUAUUUUCAAGUAUAUCAAUACCCUACGGUUACGAAACCCUCAUCAUGGCUUCAAGCGCCUUUCUCAGCAACACCAUCAACAACACUCCAAUCAUGAACGCAACAUCUUCCUCACAGUAUAUGAAUCCUUCCGACAGCGCGAUGCUGGAUAUGUUCAUUCCGGGGUACUCCUUCAUAUCCCGGUUUCUAAUAUCAUAUUUACACAUUGACCUCUCCCAAUAUAUUCCCAUGAUUUUGACGGCUGUGGCUUUUGUUGCUUCACUGCGAUAUGUGUUCUUCCGCUCACAUGAGCUGCUUACCAACUAUUGUGUCUCAACUGCUGAGAUCCGCCUCGAGGAUGAAGUGUACAACUACCUGAUGUUCUGGAUGGCACAACACCCUUCUACGAAAAAGUCCACUCAAUUCGUAGCCAGCACCAAGAUCUCCAGCGGCGCACGAUACUACGACUCUGACGACGAGGGUGACGGGGAUGACGAAGAUGAAUACGACGAGAACGGCAAUGUCGUCUCCGACUUUGACGACUACUGGGCCAAGACCGUCGCACGAGACAAGUUCAAGCGCCUCCGCUUUACCCCAGCCGAAGGAAGCCAUUACUUCUGGUUCCGUGGUCGCCUUCUUACCUUCACUCGUGCGAAAGAGGAAAACAACAACACCAUCUCCUACAUGCGAUACGUGCCUGAGCGACUAUUCAUCUCAUGUUUCGGUCGUAACCCCGCUAUCCUGAAGGAACUCCUGGCCGAAGCCCAAAGGGCAUGGGUAGCCAGAGACGGAAACAGCACAGUUAUUUACCGCGGCCAGAAGAAUGGCGGAUACACUGACUGGGUACGCUGCAUGGCACGCCACCCCAGGCCUCUCUCCACUGUCGUGCUAGACCAGGACCAGAAGCAGUCUUUCAUCAAAGACAUCAAGGAAUACCUCCACCCCCGCACGAGGAGAUGGUACUCCAACAGAGGUAUCCCCUACCGUCGGGGGUACCUCCUCCACGGCCCUCCCGGAACCGGAAAGACCAGUCUCUGCUUUGCAGCAUCAGGACUUCUAGGCCUCCCUCUAUACCUGCUGAACCUGAGCUCCAAGAGCUUGGACGAAGACGACUUGAUGUCUCUGUUCCAAGACCUCCCUCGCCGCUGCAUCGUCCUCCUGGAAGAUAUCGACUGCGCUGGAAUGACCUCCAAGCGUGCGGCCAACAGCACCCAAGACGACAAGAACAAGAGCGACCCCAACAACGCCAAUGCCAACCCUGCCGCUACGCCCAACGCUGCUGCCAACACACCCGCUGGCUCGUCCACAGACAAGAAGCCCUCCGAGGAGACCCCCGAUAACAAGGGGAUCACCCUCUCCGGCCUACUGAACGUAAUUGAUGGCGUCGCCGCAAGCGAAGGCCGCAUCCUCAUCAUGACUACGAACCAUCCAGAGAAGCUUGAUGCUGCGCUCCUCCGUCCCGGCCGCGUGGACAUGACCAUCAAGUUUGGGUAUGCUCACUCCCAAGACAUCCGGGAAUUGUUCUCGUCCAUUUAUUCCACGCUUGAGGGUGAUUUGCGCUCUGUUUCUCCGAACAGGAGGAAGAACGCUAUUACCAGCCACGACGGUAAAGGCAAUGGAGUUAAGAAGACGAAUAUUGGUGAUGGAAUGGAAGACAGGCCUCCUGUAUCGGACAAGAUUGUCCGGUUGGCGAAGGAAUUCGCAGCUGGUAUUCCGGCUGGGGAGUUCACUGCUGCGGAGGUGCAAGGGUAUCUGUUGAAUUAUAAGGAUGAUCCGGAGGCUGCGAUUGCUGGGAUUGGGGGGUGGUUGGAGCGGACGGAGAAGACAAGGAAGGAGAGGAAGGAGAAGGCUGAGGAGGGGAAGGUAUAGAUUUCUUAUGUUCCCUCUGUGGUUUUGUCCAGAUUUGAGGGUUAUGAUGAUGAUUAUAGAUAGUAGAGAUACCCUACUCUUAAUGAAAGCUCUAUACUAAUGUGAGUGAUAUGCAUGGAUCCGGUAGAGUCUACAUAGACAUCUGGGAUUGUAAUAUCCAAGUUCAAGCCCCCAACGGACGUCUCAUCUUCUGCACAAUCUCCAGGUACUGAGUAUACUAGUUAAAUAGACAUAUCCGCCAUCGGAACGACAGUUAUUGCCGUUCGCAAGAUCGCGACCCCAAACCCC
Messenger RNA from Aspergillus piperis CBS 112811, 2441 nucleotides. Its product is annotated as BCS1 and AAA domain-containing protein. Gene Ontology annotation, cellular component: mitochondrial inner membrane. Gene Ontology annotation, molecular function: ATP binding; ATP hydrolysis activity. The coding region runs from base 351 to 2153 and encodes 600 amino acids. Gene Ontology annotation, biological process: mitochondrial respiratory chain complex III assembly; protein insertion into mitochondrial inner membrane from matrix. The record is from RefSeq and is a predicted model, not a curated record. Lineage: Eukaryota; Fungi; Ascomycota; Eurotiomycetes; Eurotiales; Aspergillaceae. The transcript is spliced from 2 exons.